This is a messenger RNA of Triticum aestivum (bread wheat), 465 nucleotides long. Its product is annotated as glycine--tRNA ligase, chloroplastic/mitochondrial 2-like. Bases 1 to 465 code for a protein of 154 amino acids. The record is from RefSeq and is a predicted model, not a curated record. NCBI's taxonomy places the organism in Eukaryota, Viridiplantae, Streptophyta, Magnoliopsida, Poales, Poaceae. Gene Ontology annotation, cellular component: chloroplast stroma; mitochondrion; cytoplasm. Gene Ontology annotation, biological process: glycyl-tRNA aminoacylation; arginyl-tRNA aminoacylation. Gene Ontology annotation, molecular function: arginine-tRNA ligase activity; ATP binding; glycine-tRNA ligase activity. The transcript has 6 exons.
AUGGCGGUGGACGAAGGAAUUAACUAUGAAAUAGUCCGGUCAGUGCUUAUGGAGCGUGCAAACUGCCCUUACCUAGCAUCACAAACGGCAGCUGAAAUGGAAGCUUUUUCAAGAACUGAAGAUUUUCCAAAAAUUGUCAAGGCGUAUUCAAGGCCAGUUCGAAUUAUACGUGGGAAGCAAGUUGAGUCUGCUUGGGAGGUCGACGCAAGCGCAUUCCAGAAAGAAGAAGAAAAGGCCUUGUGGAGCGCCUACUUGGAGGCUGCCGAUAAGAUCCAUCCUGGAGUCGACAUCAAAACCUUCGCCGAGGCAUUCCUGCUUCUGAUACAACCCCUGGAGGAUUUCUUCAACAAUGUUUUCGUCAUGGCGGAAGACGAGAGGAUCCGCAACAAUCGGCUGGCACUGUUGCAAAAGAUUGCGAGUUUGACCAAGGGGAUCGCCGACCUCUCGGUUUUACCAGGGUUUUAG